AUGACGUCUUGGAUACUACUUCUCCCGCUGCUGCUGCUGUCUCUGUCCGAGGCUGAUGCACGGCUAAGGUCUCAGUUUAGUCGGUAUCGCUCCUGGAACACACGCAUGUAUCCGGCCUGGAGAGACGGAGACCCCCGCUUUAGAAACUGCUGGAGAGGCGGGAAUGUGACCUUUGACUUGAAGAACGAUGCUCCGACUCUGACUGGAGCCAAAGUCUCUUUCAGCAUCAACUUAAACUUUCCCUCAAACCAAACGGUGCUCUCAGACGGGACAGUGGUGUGGGCCCAGAACUGCACUGUGGACGGACAGCAGUUCCAGGCCGGACAGUCUGUUUACCCAGAGGCUCAGGGGGCAGCAGUGUUUCCUGAUGGGACCCCAAUCAGAGGCCAGAGGCGCCCACAGAAAUACAUCUACGUGUGGAAGACCUGGGGUCGGUUCUGGCAGGUGGCAGACGGCCCCUCCUCGUCUCUGUCCAUCAGCACUGAGAACAUCCCCAUGGGCUCCUACAACAUGGAGCUGGUCAUCUACCACCAGAGAGGAAAGGACAACUUCAUCCCCCUGGGCUAUGCCUCCUCCAUGUUCGCCAUCACCGACCAGGUCCCCUUCACCAUCUCCAUGAGCCAAGUGAACGACCUGAACGCCCAGGACCAGAGCUUCAUCCAGAACCGCGCCGUGGCCUUUAGCGUCAAUCUGCACGACCCGAGCCAGUACCUGGGAUCUGCGGACCUAAGCUUCACCUGGGACUUCGGGGACAACACGGGCACGCUGAUCUCCAGGGAGCGCACGGUCACACACACCUACCAGAGCGUGGGCGCGUUCAGGCCUCAGGUCAUCCUCAUGGCCAGCAUCCCCACCUGCGGAGUGCCCACUGCAGUGGUCCCAGUGGAUUCCUCUGCGUCGCCUGUUGUGGUGGUGGUCAGUCCAGCUGCUGUCCCUGAUGCCGAGGCUCCUGCUGUGGACACAGCUGUCGUCCCUGAGACCGACACGACAGUCGACGAUGCUAACGCCGAUGCUACAGCUGAUGCCAACGCAGUUGAAGCAGCGGUGGAGGAGGCUGCAGUGGUCGACACUGAGGCGGCUGAAGAUGUUGCUAUGGUUGAAACUGUAGAGACUGAGGACACCGUGGACACAGCUGUAGCUGAAGCCGAGGCCACAGAAGUUGCUGAUGCGGAGGCUGCUCCUGCUACAGAGGAGGCUGAAGCUGCUGUAGAGGCUGAAGCAGAGGUGGUGGAGACAGAAGCAGAGGUGGAAGCUGACAACACGGUGGCUGCCACUGUUGCUGCAGAGCCCGUGGCUGAGGCUGAGGUCCCUCUGGUCAUCGCCAAACGCCAAGCCCCUGAGCUGACCGCAGACUGCACUGUGUACCGCUACGGCUCCCUCGCCACCGCAGUCCAGGUCGUGCAGGGCAUAGAGAGCGUGGAGAUCGUGCAGGUGUCUAACGUUGUGUCUUUGUCGACGGAGUUGGAGCAGAACGCUGUGGACGUGACAAUCUCGUGUCAGGGAAGUCUGCCCAGUGAGGUGUGUACAGUGGUGUCUGAUGCUGACUGCCUCACUCCGGUCCAGACCCUCUGCUCUGCGGCCGCUCCCUCCCCGGACUGUCAGCUCGUCCUGCGACAGUUCUUCAACGAGACCGGAGUCUUCUGCCUCAACGUGUCCCUCACCAACGACGUGAGCCUCGCCGUGACCAGCGCCCGAGUCAACGUCAACACAGUGAGCUCUGGGUCUCCUGCUGGGACCGCGGCUACCGUUCUGGGGCUGAUGGCUCUGGCCUGUGUGCUCUGCUGCGCCGGCCUCAUGUACAGGCGCCUGAAGCAGUACCAGCCGCUGCAGGAAGAGGGCAGCGCAGCCUCAGCUCGUAGCUCAGUGCCCAUGCUGCUGUGGAACCUCCUGACCCGACAGAGUCCUGGGGAGAGGAGCCCGCUGCUGCAGGGCCGUAUCGUUUAG
Messenger RNA from Knipowitschia caucasica, 1944 nucleotides. NCBI's taxonomy places the organism in Eukaryota, Metazoa, Chordata, Actinopteri, Gobiiformes, Gobiidae. The record is from the annotation of a GenBank genome assembly.